AUGGCCACGCUGCUCCGCAAGAUCGGGCUCAUCCGCCUGCACAACCGGGACACCGAGGACCCCAAGCACCACCACAACCACCGCGGCGGCGGCGGCCAGCAGAGCGCGUCGCUGCGCGGCAAGGGCGGCGCCAAGAGCGGCGGCCACAAGCAGCAGCAGCAGCAGCAGCAGCACCCCGGGGGCGCGGGCGACUCGAGCCCGGGGCCCGGCAAGGGCAAGGGCAAGCGCGCGGCGGAGCUGGCCCCGCCGGCGGGCGCCAGGGCGGGGCCGGGCCCCGCGGUGGCGGCGGCCGCGGCGGCCGGCAGCCUGGUGCCCGCGGCGCGCCAGCAGCACUGCACGCAGGUGCGCAGCCGGCGGCUCAUGAAGGAGCUGCAGGACAUCGCGCGCCUCAGCGACCGCUUCAUCUCCGUGGAGCUGGUGGACGAGAGCCUCUUCGACUGGAACGUGAAGCUGCACCAGGUGGACAAGGACUCGGUGCUGUGGCAGGACAUGAAGGAGACCAACACCGAGUUCAUCCUGCUCAACCUCACCUUCCCCGACAACUUCCCCUUCUCGCCGCCCUUCAUGCGGGUGCUCAGCCCGCGCCUGGAGAACGGCUACGUGCUGGACGGCGGCGCCAUCUGCAUGGAGCUGCUCACGCCGCGCGGCUGGUCCAGCGCCUACACCGUGGAGGCCGUCAUGCGCCAGUUCGCCGCCAGCCUGGUCAAGGGCCAGGGACGGAUCUGUAGAAAAGCCGGCAAAUCAAAAAAGUCCUUCAGUCGCAAGGAAGCGGAAGCUACCUUUAAGAGUUUGGUGAAGACUCAUGAAAAGUACGGCUGGGUCACCCCGCCGGUCUCUGACGGCUGAUGUUUGCUGCGCGUCAGAUGCUUGAGCCGCCUGUCCACACACACCAACGCCCCGACAUCUCCUCCUCAACGCCGUGCAUCCUCCAUCCUUUUUCACUCCAGCCAGAACUGCAUCCUGAAUGCCAAGGAGACGUUUAAGUUAUUUAUGAACAGAUGUGUUUACAGAGAGAAAGAGGGAGCAAACGCUGUUCGGGAUUAUUUCGAUUAUAAAAGAAUGAUCACCUCUAAGUCACUUUAGAACAAAUGUUGAGAUGGUGACGUUUCCCAGCCUGCCUGCCCCUCUGCCCGCCCUGGUCACAUUGCCCUUAGCUUCUUUCCAUGACAGCAGCCCCCACCAGCCGGCAGGAAGCUCCGUGCCCUGCCCGCUCCAUCUCCGUGUAAAUGGCGCCCUGCGUAUCUCCUAGGAAGCCCGUGCGCCGCGCCGGUGCACGCCACCACUUGUUUGCUGUGCUCUCUAUUUCUGUUUCUCUCCCUGGCAGGUCCACGUAACUUGAAGACGUGUCUUUCUGUGGCCCAUGGUCUGCUGUGAUGACAUUUAGACCUCAUUCGUGCUAUGACCUUUGGCUCAUGAAAACACAAAUUUAACAUUGCCAGAUUCUGUGAUACAAAUCUACAACUGCCCACUUGGUUACAAUGUGCUCUCGAUGCUGAUUUUGUGAUGUGCUGCUGUCCACAGAUAAACCAGUGCCAUGAGAUGAAAGGCAGAGGAUGCUGCAGCCACCCGGGGCAGACAGUGUACGGACACCAGGUGCACCCCUGGGGCUCAGAGCUGUGAACAGUCUUUUCCGACGUUAGGAAAUGCUCCUACGACAGUGCAUUUGUGUUCCUGUCUUCUCUCAACCAUCAAAUGCAAAAGACGAUUUCCCAUUCACUGCGGUCAUCUGACUCAUUUUAUUAUAUGUGCUAGUGACAGGGAAUGCCAGAACUGCCAAAGGAUACCAAGUGAUCGUACGAUGAUUUGCAUGACCGGGUCUGUUUCUUCACCCAGUAGUCACUUGUGUGUCCCCCGAGGUUGGGAUGCGUGAGCACCCGCGCUGUGAUGUAGACUUCCUGUUAUUUAAUCUCCCCACGGUUUCAUUUGCUCUUCUGUUAAGUUACUUAGAACUUUCUAAGAAACUCCAUGAAAUGAGGAAGUACUGUUUAUAAUAAUAUACGGAAAGAGGUAAAAUGUUCAUUCCAAGUGGAAAAUCUUAUUGGACACAUUUUAAAUAAAAUCAUGCAUACCUG
Messenger RNA from Propithecus coquereli (Coquerel's sifaka), 2072 nucleotides. RefSeq names its product ubiquitin-conjugating enzyme E2Q family-like 1 (gene UBE2QL1). The record is from RefSeq and is a predicted model, not a curated record. Lineage: Eukaryota; Metazoa; Chordata; Mammalia; Primates; Indriidae. The transcript is spliced from 3 exons. Bases 1 to 846 code for a protein of 281 amino acids.